AGCAUGAUGGUGUCUGCCGGUAGAAACGGGGCCAUUAAUAGAUGACUGGAAUCUAGAGCGAUAUUAAUAAUGGCUGACCUGCAACCCCAGGACGAUCUUUUGAAAAUGUCCAACAGGGAAUCGUGGAAGAUGCAGCACGAGAGGUUGCACGUGAAGCAUCGAGGUCAUGAGGCCAUGCAUGCCGAGAUGGUUCUGAUUCUCAUCGCCACGCUAGUGGUUGCUCAGAUUGUCCUGGUUCAGUGGAAACAAAGACACGGCAGAUCCUACAAUAUGGUCACACUAUUGCAGAUGUGGGUGGUUCCUCUGUACUUCACCAUUAAGCUUUAUUGGUGGCGUUUCCUGUCCACGUGGGGCAUGUUCUCCGUCAUCACAAGCUAUGUCAUAUUCAGAGCCACACGCAAGCCUCUCUCCUGCAGAACGCCACGGAUGGUGUAUAAGUGGUUCCUCCUCAUUUACAAGCUGAGCUACGCUGUGGGUGUUAUAGGAUAUCUCGCCAUCAUGUUUACCAUGUUUGGAUUCAACGUUUUUUUCAGGAUUAAAGCAGAGGACUCGAUGGAUGUAGGUGUGAUCAUGCUUUUCUAUGGUCUGUACUAUGGGGUAAUGGGACGUGACUUUGCUGAAAUCUGCUCAGACUACAUGGCAUCCACUAUAGGGUACUAUAACAUGGGUGGUAUGCCAUCCCGAAACCUUAGUGAUGACAUUUGCGCCGUGUGUGGUCAGAAGAUUUUUGUGGACGUAGAUGAGGAAGGCAUCAUUGAGGACACCUACCAGCUCUCCUGUAACCACAUAUUUCAUGAAUUCUGUAUUCGUGGCUGGUGCAUCGUGGGAAAAAAGCAGACGUGUCCAUACUGCAAUGAAAAGGUGGACCUCAAGAAGAUGAUGAAUAACCCUUGGGAGAGAACACACGUUUUAUAUGGACAGCUUCUGGAUUGGUUGCGGUACCUGGUCGCCUGGCAACCCAUCAUAAUUGGAAUCGUGCACGGAAUAAAUUUUUCACUUGGACUUGAAUAAACCCCUACAGUAUUUGAUUCUGUUUAAAACUGUGCAUGUGUUGACCUUUUUGAAUAUUUAUUUGUAAAUUUUACACUUUAUAAUAUAAAUCAGACAGCUGCUUAUUUUGCUUUUUAAAAUCAUUAGACACAUGGAAACGGACUUGUUCACAUACACACAACUCUCUCAGAAGUGACUUACACUGAAGACAUACAGAAGCCCCUCUAAAGCUGCGGUCAUCACUCUUAAUCGAAACCGUGCCUCGUUUUGUUUAAUCGUUUAGCAUUGUAAUGGUGUGGAUAUUAAGUGGUUAUGGUUUUGUUGCGGUUAAAUGAAGCGUGAAGACUAGUGAGGUUAUUGCCAAAGCUGCACUCAGUAUUUUUAUUUUUGUUAGAAAAGUUGGCCAACUUGUCAAACCCCAUGAGGCGACCUGCUCUGUGUAAAAUUAAACUAUUUUUUUGUGGCUACUGAUAUGACUUGAGUCUGUCAUGAUUGUGCUAAGUAGAAAGAAUUUGUGUUUGACGUUUUUUUGACAUUUGGGUAUGAAUUCUGCCAAUGUUGUUUAUGUAUUAGUAUGGUGUUCAUAAUAAUCCUUUGGGUGAGUGUAUCUCUAGAGUUUAUCAACACCCAAAUCUUCAGUGCCAAAUGUAAGUGCCAUUGUUUCGUCUCAAGCGGGCCAGAAUAUUGACUAUUUAAGUGACAAUAGCAAGAACAUCUUUAAAAUUUAAAGUAACAAAUUAAUGAUGUCAUAUUUAUCAUCAAUUCUUUUUGAAAACAGGACACGCUUUUUCAAAGUCACUUUUUAAUGCUCUGUACAUUAGCAUGAUAAUGGUAUGAUGUGACCGCAAUAUUAGAAAAAUCAACACAGUCCAAGCAGGGUUAUCUUUGCAAGUCGUAAACAGGCACACAUCAAAAAUAUAAACUAAAUGAAAUAAAAUAAACUACUGAAACCCUUUUUAUCAAUAAAGUGAAACAAUGUUGCAUGAUGUAAAUGUUAAGGCUGAUUUUUUUUUUUUUUGUACAGACAUAAAACGAUAACAUUCAAGUAAAAUUCUUUUUUUGAUGAACAUACAAAACAUUCUUUACAUACAAUCCUUAUAUACAGAAAAUAAAGCAAAUCAGCGCAUUAAACCAUAUGCAUAAUUUACAGACUUACUGUACCAAAACAACAUAGUGAACAUUCUGGAAUUUGCAAAAACAUAAAAAUGACUGUUGUAUUUUAAUGAUGAUGAAAUACUAUUGCUAGUAAGUUAUGACAUCAUUACUACUAUGUAUGAAUAAUCCCUAUAAGAAUCCUGGCAUUCACAGGAGAAGAAUGAU
Pimephales promelas (fathead minnow) is the source of this 2310-nucleotide messenger RNA. It is a transcript of the gene rnf175, whose product is annotated as ring finger protein 175. Gene Ontology annotation, biological process: ERAD pathway. The record is from RefSeq and is a predicted model, not a curated record. Gene Ontology annotation, molecular function: ubiquitin protein ligase activity; metal ion binding. Lineage: Eukaryota; Metazoa; Chordata; Actinopteri; Cypriniformes; Leuciscidae. Gene Ontology annotation, cellular component: Golgi membrane; endoplasmic reticulum membrane.